Molecule: messenger RNA, 1000 nt
Organism: Tachysurus fulvidraco (yellow catfish)
Lineage: Eukaryota; Metazoa; Chordata; Actinopteri; Siluriformes; Bagridae
Product: protein rapunzel-like
Exons: 2
Coding region: 27-863 (278 amino acids)
Source: RefSeq, a predicted model, not a curated record
AAGAGAACAAUGAGCAUUUCUCAGGUAUGAGUCAUUCUCUUACCCUGCAUAUAUAUAAAACGCAGUGGUCAAGAAGAUUAUUCAUGGUCCUCUCUCCUGAGCUUGAUAAAGUACACAGCAGCACCAUUAAGAAAGGAACAGGUACAAUCAUCAUGGCAGCCACUAGCGACUCCUCUACAUCAAUGCCAGAAACGGAGAUUCAAAUCAGACAAUAUGCUGCCAAAUUCUUGGGUUGCCUGGAGAAAGGGAUCGUCAUCACCUCUGCCUUUUUCCCUCUGAUUGGCAUUGUCUCGCCAUUGAUUGGUACUAUGAAGAAAAAACUGGUAGAAGAUAACAAUAUCAAGUUGCUGGAGAAGGAGUUCCAGCAGAUUUAUGACAAGUUGGAGUGCAUCUCUCAGCAGACUGAGCAGAUGCUGGACCAGAUCCAACUUUCAGAGAUCCAGAUAAACUAUGGUCAGCACGAAAACAGCAUCAAGUACCAGUACCAAGCUUUGAAGAACAUGAUGGAUUGCAUUUGGAAAAACCCUGAAAACAGUGAUCAGUAUAUAGAAGAUUUUAAGAACAUAUAUGUAAAUCAAAAUGGCAUAGGCAAUUUGAAAGUGUACUAUGACGGCAUCAUGGAACACCAUGGUCCUUUUGGGCAGCCACUACUGAAAUGUUAUCAAAAGAACUGCAAGAGGAACAAGAAGAUUAUGGAGGCUAGAUGUGCUCAUCUGAACUACCUCUUCUACAUCGGCCUUAUUGCACAGAUAGCCUACGCGGAAGUCAUUGGAGAUGAUCAGGAGGUCGCGAAAGAAUGGGGCCAAAAGUUCAUCGAUAUUCAGACCAAGAUGCAAGAAGCCCUGGACGAGUGUAACGAGUAGAAGUGAUGACAAUUUCUCCUUUUGUAUUGUUUCUGUGCCUUGUUAUUUGAACAGCACCUAAACCUUCACAAUUUAAUUAUUGUGAUCAGUGUAAUUGAUUAAUUUUAAAAUAAAAUAAAUUUCCUUUAUCAACAAAA